AUUGACGCGUUUAUUGAUUACUAACAAGGACAAAAACCGUAGAUUUUCUUUGGCUGCUAACAGCUGGUUAACCUAAGUUAUGCCACUUUGGAAAAACUGGCAAAUUUAAACAAUUGAUAACGCUUUUUUUCUGGAUCCACGCAGGCAUUACAUUGUAAACGGCAUCCCAUAAAACAUGGGCGAAUUAAAGUGGACCGAGAAGUAUAACCUGAUUACAAGGAACUUAGCCGAAUGGCUGGGCGAUGACAAAUUACGAAACAUCCUGAAGCAGCGGGACUUGAAGCUUUAUUGGGGCACUGCGACGACUGGCCGACCCCACAUUGGAUAUUUUUUACCCAUGUCGAAGAUAGCUGAUUUCUUGAGAGCCGGCGCAGCAGUAACCAUCCUUUUCGCAGACCUCCAUGCUUAUUUAGAUAAUAUGAAAGCUCCAUGGAAUUUACUCGAGUUACGCACAAAAUAUUACGAAGCUGUCAUUAAAUCAAUGUUGAAGUCUAUUAACGUACCUUUAGAUAAACUGAAGUUUAUCAAAGGGACUGAGUACCAACUAUCAAAGGAAUAUACUUUAGAUGUUUAUCGAUUAAGCUCGCUAGUAACCGAGCAUGAUGCAAAAAAGGCUGGAGCAGAGGUGGUGAAGCAGGUAUCAAAUGCACUCCUCUCGGGUCUUCUUUACCCUGGCUUGCAGGCUCUCGACGAGGAGUACCUCCACGUCGAUGCACAGUUUGGCGGGGUGGAUCAGAGAAAAAUAUUUACUUUCACCGAGAAGUACCUUCCCAUGCUUGGCUAUGAAAAAAGAAUUCACCUCAUGAAUCCUAUGAUUCCAGGCCUGACAGGAGCAAAGAUGUCAUCCUCUGAGGAUGACUCCAAGAUCGAUCUGUUAGACAAUGCAGCUGCAGUUAAAAAGAAACUGAAGAAAGCAUUCUGUGAGCCUGGCAAUAUAACUGAUAAUGGUGUUUUGGCAUUUUCAAAACAUGUCAUCUUCCCGUUAUUAGAUGAAAAUGAAGAAUACCAUGUUUCAAGAAAAGAAGAAUUUGGUGGUGAUAUUCGAUUCAGUAAAUAUGAAGAUUUGGAGAGUGCUUUUGCGAAACAAGAAAUUCAUCCAGGAGAUUUGAAAAAUGCUGUGGAAAUCUAUGUUAAUAGAUUGUUGGAUCCUAUUCGAAAGGAAUUUGAAACUAAUCCUGAUCUUAAAUCUCUUGCUUCAAAAGCUUACCCUCCACUACAAAAACAAAAGCCUAUAGAAGAAAUAACACCAUCAAGGCUGGACAUUAGAAUAGGAAAGGUAGUAGAUGUCAAUAAGCAUCCUGAUGCAGAUUCUCUAUAUAUAGAGAAAAUAGAUUUAGGAGAAGAAAAUGGCCCAAGGACGAUAGUUAGUGGAUUAGCAAACUUUGUACCAUUGGAUGAAAUGAAGAACCGACUGGUCGUAGUCCUUGCUAAUCUUAAACCUGCCACUCUUCGUGGUAUCCAGUCAUAUGGAAUGAUUCUCUGUGCAUCCGUAGACGAGCCUACGAGACAAGUAGAAGUUCUCUCUCCACCAAGCGACAGCAUUCCCGGCGAAAGAGUGCAUAUUGAGGGUUACGAAGAAGGCACUCCAGAUGAUGUGUUAAAUCCAAAGAAGAAAGUUUGGGAAAAACUGCAGGUUGAUCUUGCGGUAGGAGGCAAUGGAGAAGUCUGCUGGAGUGGUAAUCCAUUACUUACAAAAUCUGGAGGAAAAAUUACCUCGCGUACUUUAAGGAAUGUAUCGAUUAAAUAAUUGUUUCCUUCGAUAUGAAUAAUUAUUUAAUUUCGUAUGCAUUAUGUAUACUAUUUGUUUGCUUACUUUUCUACAUAGAUUUCUCAAAUAAUCUGCCUAACAGAGGCAUUGUUAAAAAUGAAGUUCUCAAACUGCGAUACAAAGUUAUCUUAGGGAAAUCAUAAAAUAAAUGAGCUUUUUUAAUCGA
This is a messenger RNA of Orussus abietinus, 1934 nucleotides long. RefSeq names its product tyrosine--tRNA ligase, cytoplasmic (gene TyrRS). NCBI's taxonomy places the organism in Eukaryota, Metazoa, Arthropoda, Insecta, Hymenoptera, Orussidae. Gene Ontology annotation, biological process: tyrosyl-tRNA aminoacylation. Bases 176 to 1747 code for a protein of 523 amino acids. Gene Ontology annotation, molecular function: tyrosine-tRNA ligase activity; ATP binding; tRNA binding. The transcript has 8 exons. The record is from RefSeq and is a predicted model, not a curated record.